Molecule: messenger RNA, 3264 nt
Organism: Arachis duranensis
Lineage: Eukaryota; Viridiplantae; Streptophyta; Magnoliopsida; Fabales; Fabaceae
Product: protein argonaute 5
Exons: 22
Coding region: 226-3096 (956 amino acids)
Biological process (GO): regulatory ncRNA-mediated post-transcriptional gene silencing
Cellular component (GO): cytoplasm
Molecular function (GO): protein binding; RNA binding
Source: RefSeq, a predicted model, not a curated record
AAAAUAAAAAGAAAAUAAAAUAAGAGCAGGAGCAAAAAGUUUUCCAACUUCGCCACUACAGCACUCGUCCCUGUUUCUUCGGUUUCGUACGGUUUAGUGUGACUCUUCUGUCACCAAAACCGUGCGCUCUAUAAAAACACACAAUCGUCACUACUAACCACUCGCCACCUACACUCUCUAUCUCUAUAACCGCUUCCCCUUCCUUCAUUUCCUUCUUCUCCGACAAUGUCCCAUCGUAACAAACCUUCUCCAUCUGAUUCCGCCGCCGGAAGAGGCCGCGGCCGUGGUCGUGGACCUGGUCCGGCGCAAUCCGUUCCUGCUGUUCGUCCGUCAGUGCCAUUUGCACCUCCUGCUGCGCCGGGACCGGCGAUCGGUUCGUCCACCUCGACUCCUCCUCUCGCUGCUGUUGCUUCUGCUUCCUCGUCGAGCUCGAUGGCGCCAGAGGCGGUGACUGCCGGCGUUGAGAAGCUCGCAUUGCAGCAGGCGGCGCCGCUGUCGUCGUCGAAGGCACUGCGGAUUCCGAGACGGCCAGGUUUUGGAACACUUGGACAGAAGAUUCAGGUUCGCGCGAACCACUUCCUGGUUCAAGUUGCUGAUCGUGAUCUCCACCACUACGACGUUGCUAUCACUCCUGAGGUAACUGCUAAGAGCAUUAGAAGAAUUCUGGUGAACCUACUGGUGACGAAGUAUCUUAAGACGAACCUCGGGAAUCGCAUUCCAGCUUUUGACGGUAAUAAGAACCUCUACACUGCUGGACGGCUACCGUUUGAGUCGCAGGACUUCGUCAUCAAGCUUUCCGAUGAUGAUCGCAAAGGUUCUUCUGCUGCUUCUGCUUCUGCUUCUGGUUCGGCCAGCAAAAAACGCGAAAGGGAGUUUAAAAUUACGAUCCGAUUUGCUGCGAAGGUGGAACUUCAGAAUCUUAUCCAGUUCCUUAGAUGCCAGCAGCGGGAAACUCCACAAGAUACCAUACAAGCUCUUGAUGUUGCCUUGCGUGCGUUGCCAUCCGAAAAGUAUAAUAUUUCGGGGAGAUCGUUUUUUUCGCCAUUGCUGGGGCAACAAGGGUCGCUUGGUGGUGGGAUAGAAUACUGGAGGGGUUAUUAUCAAAGUCUUCGCCCCACUCAGAUGGGACUUUCGCUUAAUAUUGAUGUGUCAGCAAGGUCCUACUAUGAACCAAUUCUUGUUACUGACUUUGUUGAGAAACACUUUAAUCUUGACUUGUCUAGGCGUCUGUCUGACCAAGAUCGUGUUAAGAUUAAGAAAGCUUUAAGAGGGAUCAAGGUAGAAGUUCGCAACAAUGAGAAUAUUAGAGGCUACAAGGUUACUGGAAUCUCAAAGGAGCCCUUAUAUGAGUUAAUGUUCACUCUUGAUGACAAUGCAACAAAAAAAUCAGUUGUUCAAUACUUUCAUGAGAAAUAUGGUAUUCAAUUGAGAUAUCUGAAUCUUCCUGCUAUCCAAGCUGGAAGUGAUGCAAAACCUGCCUAUUUGCCUAUGGAGGUUUGUUCGAUUGCUUCUGGACAGAGGUAUACCAAGAGAUUAACUGAGACUCAGGUAACUGCACUUCUGAAGGCAAAUUGUCAGCGUCCUCAAGAAAGGGAAAACUACAUCAAACAGAUUGCCAGGCAGAACAAUUUUAACAAUGACAAAUAUGCUCGGGAAUUUGGGAUUAGUGUAGCGGCGGAUCUGCCAUUGGUUGAUGCUCGAGUCUUGCAACCUCCAAUGCUGAAAUAUCAUGACAGUGGAAAAGAAAAAAUGGUUAACCCACAGAUGGGUGCAUGGAAUAUGAUUAAUAAGAAAAUGUAUGGUGGUGGGACAGUGCAACACUGGACUUGUAUCAAUUUUUCUAGAAGAGUGAACAGAGAUGUGCCAUCUCAGUUUUGUGCUGAAUUGAUCAGCAUGUGUGUUAGUAAGGGAAUGAUUUUCAAGAGAGAGCCUCUAAUUCCUAUAAUUUCAGCACAACCCAAUGCAAUAGAGAGAGCUCUUGCUGAACUUCAUGAUAAGUGUAAGAAGACGGGGAAGAACCUUGACCUUUUGAUAAUAAUUUUACCCGACUCAAAGGGGUCUUAUGGAACAAUAAAGCGGAAAUGUGAAACAGAACUAGGAAUAGUGUCUCAGUGCUGUCUACCAAAUCAUGCUUAUCAGAUGAAGAAGCAGUAUCUUGAAAAUGUUUCUCUCAAGAUAAAUGUCAAGGUUGGUGGAAAAAACCUGGUGUUACGUGAUGCAGAUCUCCAUAACAUUCCCUUUUUAUCUGAUAUGCCAACUUUAAUCUUAGGAGCUGAUGUAACACAUCCACAACCAGGGGAAGACUCAGCUCCCUCUAUUGCUGCAGUUGUGGGAUCCAUAGAUUGGCCUCUGGUCACACAGUACAGAGCAAUUGUUUCUGCCCAGAUGCACCGUCAAGAAAUCAUUCAGGAUCUUUAUAAAACUACUGUGGUUCCGAAUAAGGGAAUUGUGCCUGGUGGAAUGAUCAGGGAGCUGCUCAUGGCCUUUUACAAAAAAACAAAUCGGAAGCCUGACAGGAUUAUAUUCUACAGAGAUGGAGUCAGUGAGGGACAGUUCAGUCAAGUUUUGCUUCAUGAGAUGGAUGCAAUAAGACAGGCUUGCGCCUCCUUGCAGGCAGGUUAUCAGCCCCGAGUUACAUUUGUCGUCGUUCAGAAACGACAUCACACUCGCUUCUUCCCUGCUGAUCACAGAAGACGGGAUCAAACUGACAAAAGUGGAAAUAUACUGCCAGGUACUGUUGUGGACACCAAAAUUUGCCACCCUUGGGAGCACGAUUUUUACCUCAACAGUCAUGCUGGAAUUCAAGGAACCAGUCGACCUACUCAUUAUCAUAUGCUGUUUGAUGAAAACAACUUCACUGCUGAUGGAUUCCAGACUUUGACUAAUAACUUAUGUUACACGUAUGCCAGGUGCACUCGUUCAGUAUCAAUAGUUCCUCCUGCAUAUUAUGCGCACUUAGCUGCUUUUCGAGCUCGCUACUACAUCGAAGGUGAAAUGUCAGAAGGGGAUUCUGCGAGUAGGGGCGGCGGCGGUAGAGUGAUGUUAGACUUGCCUGCAGUCAAGGACAAUGUCAAGGAAGUCAUGUUUUAUUGCUGAAAUGCGCCUCUAGUUGAUUUAUCAGUUUUCAGGCAACAAGUUAAGCUACUCUUAAAGUACGAAAAAAUGGAUUUUAUUACGUGUUUUUGGGUUAUAAAACUGCAUGGAUUUAGGAUUAUAUUAAGAACUCAUUAUGGGAAUAAAAGUUUAGUAGAAAAUCACAUAUAA